Molecule: messenger RNA, 1071 nt
Organism: Cotesia congregata
Lineage: Eukaryota; Metazoa; Arthropoda; Insecta; Hymenoptera; Braconidae
Source: the annotation of a GenBank genome assembly
AAAAAAAUAUUUCAGAAAAAAUUCGAAGAAAAUAAAUUGAUGAUCAAAAAAAUUGAAGGGCUAAUCCAAAUAUUGAACGCAUGGCCAAUCAAUCAGUCGAGAAAAAAACUGACAAUGUUUAUAAUUUACCUGAUUUAUGAAACUAUUUACCUGUCGAUGGCUUUCAAUGAUGUAGUUUCAAUUUUCGGAAAUCUCCAGCUCAUGACCGCUAAUUUUUUGGGAACACUAGUGCAGCUGGUGAUGGUGAUUCGGUUGAUAUUUAUCAGAUUUUCAGAUAAAAUGAAGGAAAUAAUUGAAGAAAUAUUCGACAAUUGUGUCGCUAAAAAUUAUCCAAGUAAAAGUGAAAAAGAAAUUUAUAUUAAGUACAGCUUGAAGGCAAAAAACUUUUAUCUUAUAUUAUUUGAUAAAUUUGAAAAAUUGAAAAAAGGGCUUCUGAACUAUCCUGCAACUCUGGAAAUUCCAUACAGAGUUAAAUUAUUCAACUCAAACGGCACAUCUUACAGAAAAACAAUUUUGCUUUAUAUUUUUGAAUUGCCACUACCUGUAACUGCAAUAAGUUACAUUGCGUCAAUUAAUUUGCAGUUUGUUAUAAUAUCAAACAUAUGUGCGCGGAUUGCCAUUCUUGCAAAUAGGAUUAAAAAUAUUAAUUGUAAUAGAGACAAUAAAACCGAGAGUCUUAUUAAACAUAUUGUUCUCAAACAUGUGGAGCUGAUACAAUUAGUCCACAGAGUAAAUGAAACUUGUACUCCAAUGCUUUUUGUUGAACUACUAAUUUGGAUCCCACUGCUGGCUUUGGUAUUGUUCAGUGCAAUUGUGGCGUUAGAAGCUAAUGAAACAGUAGCGUUCUUAAUGUUAUUUAACUACAUUUGCGCGGCACUGGCUUGUUUGUUCGCGAAUUGUUUAAUGGGCGAAAUUUUGUUGACAGAAGAAACGUUUUAUGUUUGCAAAUGGGAGGAAAUGUCUAAUAAAUCAAGAAGAUCUUGGCUUGUCUGCAUGUCAAGUGGUGCAAACAUUCCGAUGCAAAUAACAGCCGGCAAAAUAUAUAUUUUUUCAUUCAACGGUUUUACAGGG